CGCAUCUUUGCUAUCUUUCUCUUGUUUCCAUCGCCAUCUCCAUAUCCUUCCCUCUCCACUUCUAUCGCUAUCUCCAUAUCCUUUCAUCUCCAUCGCACAAUAUCUAUUACGAUUAUACAAACGGAGUCUUUCUAUCAUUGAGAUUAUCCCUCUAUCGCCCAUCUAUUACGACCACACGAGCACGGUCUUUCCAUCGUCAUCUCCAUCGCACAAUAUCUAUUACGAAUAUACAAGCACAGUCUUUCCAACAAAAUCGCUCCUAUAUUGUGUUGCGUACAAGAGUUGUAUCUUACAGCAUCUACUGUUUAGAACAACCCUGGCGGCGGUUACGUCCUUACAGCAUCUGCUGUUUAGAACAACCCUGGCGGCGGUUACGUCCUUACAGCAUCUGCUGUUUAGAACAACUUCAAUACAAUUCAUAUAGUAGCUUUUUUGAUCACUUCUAUAUCUCAUUUUGUCCGAAGAGUCAAGGCUGCUCUAGAGCCUGGGUGGGUGGGAAGCACACAUAAAGUGUGGGCUAGCAUUGUUUUAAAUGCAAUUAUUCUUUAACUACGUUUUAUUGCUAAUUAUAAUCAUAGGACUAAAUAUGUCGAUAUCGGUCCUAAUCGAAAAACUUCAGUUAGAAAAACUUCUUGAUGAGAGGGUAUUUGUAAAAUGGGUAGAUGAAUCAGGCACAACAUUCACACUAGGUUCUUGCUUGCAUGACAACAAACAGACACCCGAUUUUUAUAUGGCUGCAUAUCGUGAUACAGAAGGACAGAUUCAUAUUCACUUUAAGCUUCAAGUGUUUGUUAAACUUGCUGGCAAGAAACAAGGAAUAGAUAUAUUAUUGAUUGUUCCUCCAGAUGCCGAUUUUGCAAAUGCUUCUACACCUUGUCCAAUAUCGAGUAUCGAUGAUUUAUCUCACGACGUUUCUGCUAUUCACGAAGCUGGUUUAAGCAAUGCACAACAUGUUUUCCUCCUAAAAUUCAAUCUCACUAUGAAGGGAUUCGUUGUCACAAAAAAGAUUGCUACAAUCAGACCUCACACUACAACUACAAAUAUGUUGAUUCGUAGCCUUGAAUCUCUGUCUAAUACUUCAAUCUUCAGUGUAUAUAUUAGGCCAAGUACUUAUGCGAAAGUGCAUCUGGAAAAACUUCGUAUGCAUAUUAGCAAAACUGCAACCGAUAUACGCAAAAUCAACUUAAAGGAAAUGUAUAUUCAACAAGGGGUUAUAUUACUAGAAUGGCACAAAUUGGUAUAUAAGGGGAAACAACACCCAAUACCGCCACCAUAUGCUCAGGCAUCUACAGAAGUACAGGCUUCUCAGUCAUCACUCAUUUUCGAAGAACCGAUUGAAGAAACACCAUUUUAUCAGGGUCAAGGGGGCAAGACGAUUGAGGGAGACAGCCUGGAAUCUAGCACUGCGGGCGACGGCGAUGAUAUUAGCAAUGAAGUACACGAUCAUCUUCCGGAAUACGAAGCGUCAGGCUCUGCCCCUGUCUACCCUAACCUCGACAAAGGCAAAAAGCGUCUUCGUCAAGACAGUAAUCCCGAGAUAUACCAAGAGCAGAAAUCACGACGCCCAACCGAUAUAGAGGAUUUCCUACAGUCACGCCUAUCAGCCCUUGAACAACGUUUCGACAACACACUUGCAGCCCAUGAAAAGAAAGUAGUAGAACUCAUUAGACAGGCCGAGUCACGAAUAAUAGACACACUCCGUAAAGAGAUAGGCAAGCAGUCGGCUGAUUUCGAGGAGUCGUUGGACAGGAGGGUCAAGGAGGAGAUAGCAGAGCAGUCGGCUGACUUCGAGGAGUCGUUGGACAGGAGGGUCAAGGAGGAGAUGGUAGAGCUGGAAGAGACAGUGAUGCGGAACAUUAGCGAGGCGCCACUACAGGCCACUCUGACCUUUCCUGAACAUCUUUGGUACUGAAUCAUUCCCUAUUUUCUGGGCCUAUCUUCUCCGGGGCAGACUUGUUCUUAGUACCUCAAGUAGGGAAUUAUAUGACUAGCUUAGUCCAGUUUAGUUAACUUAGUACUAAGCUAAUUAAUAUAGUGAGAACGAAGAUCUAUUAAUUCAAUUACUUAGUUACUACUUGGUACGAACCAAUUGUCCAAUCUCCUGCUUGACUGCCUCAAUAUAUAACCUCA
This is a messenger RNA of Botrytis cinerea B05.10, 2130 nucleotides long. RefSeq lists its product as hypothetical. The coding region runs from base 533 to 1912 and encodes 459 amino acids. The record is from RefSeq and is a predicted model, not a curated record. The transcript is spliced from 2 exons. Lineage: Eukaryota; Fungi; Ascomycota; Leotiomycetes; Helotiales; Sclerotiniaceae.